Messenger RNA from Acyrthosiphon pisum (pea aphid), 665 nucleotides. RefSeq names its product DNA-directed RNA polymerase II subunit RPB11-like. NCBI's taxonomy places the organism in Eukaryota, Metazoa, Arthropoda, Insecta, Hemiptera, Aphididae. Bases 234 to 593 code for a protein of 119 amino acids. Gene Ontology annotation, cellular component: RNA polymerase II, core complex. Gene Ontology annotation, molecular function: protein dimerization activity; DNA binding. Gene Ontology annotation, biological process: transcription by RNA polymerase II. The record is from RefSeq and is a predicted model, not a curated record. The transcript has 4 exons.
ACAACCCUCGUAGUGACUCAACCCCCGGACGCUGCAAUGGUGGCGCUGCGUAGGUACAACAAUCACGUAUUUGUUGUUUACGCUCUUAUGCCAAACUAUCUACGAAAGCGUUCACCAGAUAUCUGUAUCAUACGUCGAAGAGCACCUAAGGAUUGAUUAUAUUUAUCAGGUUUUUGACAUUUGCAUGGUCACGAUAAAAUUAAAUUUAAGCUUUCCAAAAGUAAACAGUAAACAUGAACGCACCACCGACGUUUGAAUCAUUUUUAUUGUAUGACGGAGAAAAAAAAAUCGUCCAAGAAUUGGACACAAAAGUUGUGAAUGCAGCAAUAUUCACUAUAAACAAAGAAGAUCACACAUUGGGAAAUAUGAUCAGGAACCAAUUACUUAAAGACCCCAAUGUACUAUUUGCCGGAUACAAACUACCCCAUCCUUUGGAACAUAAAUUUGAACUUCGUAUACAAACAAGCUGUCCUGAGUAUACACCACAAGAUGCUUUAACCAACUCGUUAACUGAUCUUUUGGCUGAGCUUUCUUUGUUCGAAGAACGUUUCAAGGAUGCUCUAAAGCAGAAAAAAGACGAAGGUUUCGAUUAGAGAUCAAUACUGACGUUUACAAUGUUCAAUAAAAACAUUUUUACAAAAUUAUUAAAUGAUCUAUUGCUAAUA